AUGUGUCUCUUGGAAACAAACGGCUAUUUGAAUACAUUUCUAUCCCCUUCGGCAGCAACAUGGUAUGCAGAACAUGCUAUUCCUUAUCGUCGUGGUUAUCUGUUUUGGGGAGCGGCAGGGUCGGGGAAGAUUGACAUAUGUCUGGCAAUAUCCGGGCUCGUCGGUCUAAAUAUCUACACCAUAAAUGUCGCUUCACAGCACUUAACUGAAAGUGAUUAUGCUAUACUAUUUCGAAGCCUGCCUCGAAGAUGUCUACUGUUACUCCAGAAUAUCGAGAUGUUAGACGACGCUCUUGUCCCAGUCCUAGUUGAUUUAUUGGUUGGACUAGAUGCGAAGGAGGGCCGUAUUCUGGUCUUAACGAGCGAAGAGAGGACAGUGCCUCAACCAUUCCUACGGCAUGGAUGCGUCGAUAUGAUUAUACCUGUGGCUUCCGUGACCAGCUCUAUUGCUCGAGACAUUUUCUUAACAACCUAUGCAAGUUUAGUCUUGCCAUGCCAAUUGAAUGGUGAAGAUAGCAGGGCGUAUAUGGAAAGAUUGGCGCAAGAUUUCUCCAGCAAGAUUCCCAAAGGAACAUUUUACGCGGCUGAUAUAGAGAACUAUCUGAUCAGGUAUAGGUCUAGCCCUGAGGAUGCAGUCAUAAACGUUGAAAAUUGGACUCGGAAAUGUUCUACUAUGAGUAAAUAG
This is a messenger RNA of Aspergillus pseudonomiae, 684 nucleotides long. RefSeq lists its product as uncharacterized. The transcript is spliced from 3 exons. The coding region runs from base 1 to 684 and encodes 227 amino acids. The record is from RefSeq and is a predicted model, not a curated record. Lineage: Eukaryota; Fungi; Ascomycota; Eurotiomycetes; Eurotiales; Aspergillaceae. Gene Ontology annotation, biological process: protein insertion into mitochondrial inner membrane from matrix; mitochondrial respiratory chain complex III assembly. Gene Ontology annotation, cellular component: mitochondrial inner membrane.